Dinoponera quadriceps is the source of this 3742-nucleotide messenger RNA. RefSeq names its product ubiquitin carboxyl-terminal hydrolase calypso (gene calypso). The record is from RefSeq and is a predicted model, not a curated record. NCBI's taxonomy places the organism in Eukaryota, Metazoa, Arthropoda, Insecta, Hymenoptera, Formicidae. The transcript has 8 exons. Gene Ontology annotation, biological process: ubiquitin-dependent protein catabolic process; protein deubiquitination. Gene Ontology annotation, cellular component: cytoplasm. The coding region runs from base 95 to 1915 and encodes 606 amino acids. Gene Ontology annotation, molecular function: cysteine-type deubiquitinase activity.
UUUGGUGCAACAUGGCGCCUUCGGCUGUCAGAAUGCGACGGAGCAGCUCGUUCUGAACCGACGUUCUGUACGCCCGACAGCUCGUCACAGCAGGAUGCCCGUCGACAUUAAUCGGUUGACGGAGGGUUGGCUGGAGCUGGAGAGCGACCCGGGCUUGUUUACGUUGUUGCUGGAAGACUUCGGGGUGAAGGGCGUCCAGGUAGAGGAGAUCUACGAUUUGCAGAAGUCGCUGGAGGGCCCAGUGUAUGGCUUCAUCUUCCUGUUCCGUUGGAUCGAAGAGCGGCGAUCCAGACGGAAAGUCGUCGAGCAGGAUGAGAGCUUCGUCAAGGACGAGGAGAUAGUUAACAAUAUCUUCUUCGCGCAGCAGGUCGUUCCGAACAGUUGCGCCACCCAUGCGUUGCUCUCCGUCUUGCUGAAUUGCCCGAACAUCCACCUGGGCACGACUCUGUCUCGGCUGAAGAUGCACACUUCGGGCAUGUGCCCGGAGAACAAGGGUUGGGCGAUCGGUAAUACACCGGAAUUGGCUUGCGCGCACAAUUCGCACGCGAUGCCGCAAGCGAAGAGACGGCAGGACAAGAACACCGGCGUCUCGACCGGUAGAUUCACGGGCGAGGCCUUCCACUUCGUGAGCUACGUGCCGAUAAACGGCAGGCUCUUCGAGCUGGACGGCCUGAAGCCGUAUCCGAUGGAUCACGGCCCGUGGAAAGAGCACGAGGAGUGGACGGAGCAGUUCAGACGCGUGAUAACCGAUCGUUUGGGCAUGGCGACGGGCGAGCAGCUGCAGGACAUCCGGUUCAACCUGAUGGCCGUCGUGCCUGACCGGCGUCUCGCGAUCUCGCACAAGCUUACGAUGCUGAAGACCAACCGGCAGAUCGUCCUGGAGGCGUUGCAGCAGCUGGUGAAGUUGAGCCACCAAGACGGCAGCGCGGACAAGAGCUCGCACGACUCCGACAAGGAGAAGCAGUACGACAAGAGGAGCAAGACGGAGGAUGAGAACGGAGUAUCCGCCAAGACGGAAAUCGAAGAAUCGGCCACGACGAUCCCGACCAUCAACGUCGAGAGGAACAACGACUCGACGGUGGUUAUCGACGAGUCGGUCUCCAACAUUGCGUCUGGCAAGACUGAAUCCAACGGCAUGGAGAAGGUGGUGAUGUGCGCUUUGGAUUACGCGACGCCGCUGCGGAUUCAGACGUCGCCGGCCCACAGCUCCUCGAGCACGGACACGUCGUCGGAGAUCGGCUCGGCCUUCAACUCGCCCACUCAAGCUUGGGGCUGGAAUUCCGGUCAGAGCAGUCCCACGUCGACGAAGGACUUCAAGAAGUUCGUCGUUAUCAGGGUCGCCGGGGACGAGAAGAACGAGGCCGGUCUGAGCCGUUCCCUGGGAAAUAUCAAUAUAAAUGGGAAGAGAUUGGUGUCCGACAGCGGUCAUCUGCAUAAGAAGGUCUGCCUAUCGGGCGAGGUGAGGAUCCCUCACGCGCGAGUGAAGACCAGCAACGGCGAUACGGUGACGGAGGAGAAGAAGGUCGAGAAGAUCGACCCCAAGCUGUGCUCCAAGUAUCCGGAAUUGUUCGAGCCGCACACGUUCGCGCCGAAGGACCUCUUGGCGCUCUUGAAGAACCUCGAGCACGAGAUCAGCGUGUGCGAGACCAGUCUGAAGGAUGAGAACGACAAGCGGAACAAGUACAAGAUCGACGAUUGUCGGCGGACGCAUAAUUACGACGAGUUCAUCUGCACGUUUCUCUCGAUGCUCGCUCAGCAGGGGAAAUUGGCGGAACUGGUACAGCAACAUCUGACGUUGAAGAAACACACCUCCGUCUCGGUGAAUAGGGUUCACAGGUCCUCCAAGAAAUCCGACACCCGCCAGAACUCCUCGCGCAGAAGACGCGGUAGGACAAAAUGUAAAAAGCGGAAGUAAUCCCGGCACGCUUAAAACUCUUAAAAACUUAGAGGGAGAGUAUCAUUCCGUUUGUCGGAUUGUUUGCAACACCCAACAUCGGUAGUUUACAAGGAUCAUCACACCGCGCGAAGAGACCAUAUAAAUGUACCACCCCGCACAGUUUCCACGCGCAACGUUCCCUCAGCGUCGCCGUUUCCGUUCGAGCCGACGAACUCUCUCUCUCUCUCUCUCUCUCUUUCUCUCUCGUCGUUGACACACGCCCGUACUCCAGCUUCUUUCGUUUACUUUGCCAUAACGCGAAGGCGUUCCUUUCGAAUCCUCGGUCCAAUCUACGAUGAGCGCACGACAGAAAUUAUUUCUCACACUUGUACAAAUGAACUUUACGCGAUUAUAUACAUAUAUAUUUUUUUAUAUUCUUUGUAUUCUAUUUAAUUGUCCGAUCGAUGUGUCUGUUCGUCACGACGUCCCGCCCUACUUCUUUCUCGCGGGACGCCCUGCAUAUCUAUGUUUUCUUGCCCGAUGUCUAUUAUAUAUUUCUCGUGUGGGUGUGUGUGGAGAAUACACGGUUUAUCAAGAACAUCGAGCGUUGUGGUAACCACCAGCGUCACCGUUCGUUCUCCUUCCGUCUUCCUCGCCGCAGUGGCAGCGUGCGAAUCAUCCUCAAAUGGUAGGAGAGGAGGGGGAGGUGGAAGACACACAACACGACGGUUGUCAAAAACAUUGAAAAUAUUUAUUUCGGUAUUCAUAUACAAGUACACUACACGCGCUGUGGAUAUGUCCCUUAGUGUCUAAAUACUUACAUCUCCGAGCAGCAGCCGGAGAAAGGGGGGAACCGAAGCUUAAUAAGAUCGGAAUUAUACAUACAUACGAUUAUUGCGGACGACUUGGUUAUCGAUCGCCUGAGUCGCUUUUAUAUACCAGUAGUAGUGCACAUAGGAACUGUAUAGUCGAAAACGCGCGCGAGUCGUCUCUCUCGCGGAGGGGCUGGAUGGAGUGAGAGAGGGAGGAGGAAGGGAGGAGAGAAAGAUGGAGAGCGUACAACUCAGAUAGUUUGCGGGGGGAGGAGAGGCGGGGAGGGGGAAAAAUACGUCCGUUCCUUCUCCGGCCGAUCUUGCUUCGCGGUCCUCGUAACUGCUUUUUGGCAAAGGUGCGAUUUUAUAUGUACAAGAAUAUAUAAGGUAUAUAUAUAUAAUAUAUAUAUAUCGGGGCUCUCUCACGAUUGUCCGAAGCGAGCGAGGCAAAAAUGUGUGGGUACUCUCCCUCUCUCUCUCUCUCUCUCUCUCUUUCUCUCUCUCUGUGUCUUACGUGUGUGCAUAUGUGUAUAUGUGUGAAAGAAGAAAUCCGGGAUCACGCGAGACUGACUCGUCGUCGACUCGCUGAUUGGAAAUCGCGAAUUACUUCGGCAGAAGACGAUCUAUUUACACGUACACGGCACAGCGUCUUCGUUCCUCUCGCCGUCGACCGCCGAUGCGGCUCUUUCGCGCCACUUGGGUUCGCGGCGGAUGAUUCCGCGUCGUUACAGGCACUCUCGGUGUUUUACAGCGACGCGACUGCGAGAACGGUAUGUGUGUGUGUCUUACACUAUCACUACGUUCUUGUAUCCUUUACAGCGCGUGGAGCUCGACGAUGGUCUCUCUCGCUUAUUGCUACUGGCUGCAUUGUUCUUGAUGCGCACGUUCGUCAAUGACGAUUCAAGUCCCGUCGCGUCGCCUCGUCUUGCGGAUUCGUCUUACGUACAAAUAAGCUGUACAAAAUAUGGAACAUUUUCACGCUGAAAAACGAGUAACGUAGAAAAAGAAAGAGACACGAGGAAGAGAGAGAGAGAGAGAGAGAGAGAGAGAGAGA